AUGGAAGAGGAGGUUGCCGCCCUCGUUAUCGACAAUGGUUCGGGAAUGUGCAAGGCCGGUUUCGCCGGUGACGAUGCGCCCAGAGCUGUCUUCCCCUCCAUUGUCGGUCGCCCCCGUCACCAUGGUAUCAUGAUCGGUAUGGGCCAGAAGGACUCCUACGUCGGUGAUGAGGCACAGUCGAAGCGUGGUAUCCUGACGCUCCGCUACCCCAUCGAGCACGGUGUCGUCACCAACUGGGAUGACAUGGAGAAGAUUUGGCACCACACCUUCUACAACGAGCUCCGUGUCGCCCCCGAGGAGCACCCCGUCCUUCUGACUGAGGCCCCCAUCAACCCCAAGUCCAACAGAGAGAAGAUGACCCAGAUCGUCUUCGAGACCUUCAACGCCCCCGCGUUCUACGUCUCCAUCCAGGCCGUCCUGUCUCUGUACGCCUCCGGUCGUACCACCGGUAUCGUCCUCGACUCCGGUGACGGUGUCACCCACGUCGUCCCUAUUUACGAGGGUUUCGCCCUUCCCCAGGCCAUUGCCCGUGUCGACAUGGCCGGUCGUGACUUGACCGACUACCUGAUGAAGAUCCUUGCCGAGCGCGGCUACAGCUUCUCCACCACCGCCGAGCGUGAAAUCGUUCGUGACAUCAAGGAGAAGCUCUGCUACGUCGCCCUUGACUUCGAGCAGGAGCUCCAGACCGCUUCCCAGUCCUCCAGCUUGGAGAAGUCCUACGAGCUUCCCGACGGCCAGGUCAUCACCAUCGGCAACGAGCGUUUCCGUGCCCCCGAGGCUCUCUUCGCUCCUUCCGUCCUGGGUCUUGAGAGCGGUGGUAUCCACGUUACCGUCUUCAACUCCAUCAUGAAGUCCGACGUCGACGUCCGUAAGGACCUGUACGGCAACAUUGUCAUGUCUGGUGGUACCACCAUGUACCCCGGUCUUUCCGACCGUAUGCAGAAGGAGAUCACUUCCCUUGCUCCUUCUUCCAUGAAGGUCAAGAUCAUUGCUCCCCCCGAGCGCAAGUACUCCGUCUGGAUUGGUGGUUCCAUCUUGGCCUCCCUGUCUACUUUCCAGCAGAUGUGGAUCUCCAAGCAGGAGUACGACGAGAGCGGUCCCUCCAUUGUCCACCGCAAGUGCUUCUAA
Colletotrichum higginsianum IMI 349063 is the source of this 1128-nucleotide messenger RNA. RefSeq names its product actin. The record is from RefSeq and is a predicted model, not a curated record. NCBI's taxonomy places the organism in Eukaryota, Fungi, Ascomycota, Sordariomycetes, Glomerellales, Glomerellaceae. The coding region runs from base 1 to 1128 and encodes 375 amino acids. The transcript has 6 exons.